AUCACAGAGAGAGAGAGAGACAAAGAGAGAGAUGAGUUCAAUGGGGUGGUCGUUUCAGGCAUAUUUGAUGAACCUCAUCCUCAUCCUCAUCCUCAUACCAGUUAUCAUCAUCCCUCUUGUGCUUGGUUGCUACAAUUCAAUCAUCGCCUUUGGAGAUUCACUUACUGAUACAGGCAACUUAUACAACAGCUACCCUAACAAAUCUCUCAACUUCUUCCACCCGCCAUAUGGACAGACCUACUUUCAUCAUCCCACGGGACGAUGCUCGGAUGGUCGUCUAGUCAUAGACUUCAUUGCUGAGUUUCUGGGACUUCCACUAGUACCACCUUAUCUUGAAAGCCAGGACAGUAAUCAAAGUGUCCAGAACUUUGAAGCGGGUGUGAAUUUUGCAGUAGUAGGAGCCACGGCGUUAGAUGCUGCCUUUCUUGAAGAAAUGGGGGAUUCUACUGCAUUUACCAACAACUCUCUAAGCAUUCAACUGGAGUGGUUCAAACAAAUGCUGCCAUCUCUAUGCAACACAUCUUCAGACUGCAACAAACUCCUUUCAACUUCUCUAAUUCUAAUGGGAGAGAUUGGAGGCAACGAUUACAACAAUGCAUUGCUUGCAGGAAAAAGUAUAGAAAAGGUUCAAGCGUAUGUACCAUUAGUGAUAGAAACAAUUGCUUCAACCAUCAAUGAGUUAAUCGAGCUCGGGGCGGCAACACUUUUGGUACCAGGCAACUUUCCAAUUGGUUGCCUUCCUGCUUAUCUAACAAAAUAUGAGAGUUCAGAUAAGAACCAAUAUGACCCUUCAACUGGCUGUCUAAACUGGUUAAACAAGUUUUCUGGGUAUCACAAUGAUCAGCUUCAGAUAGAACUAAGUCGGAUUCGAAGGCUUCAUCCUCAGGUCACUAUCAUUUAUGCAGAUUAUUACAAUGCCAUGCUGCAAUUAUAUCAGUCUCCAGACCAAUUUGGAUUUAUUGGGGAGACUAGCAAAGCAUGCUGUGGAGGAGGAGGGCCAUACAACUACAACGCAUCCGCACUAUGUGGGGAUGCAGGGGCAAGUGUUUGUGAGAACCCUGCACAGUUUAUCAGCUGGGAUGGCCUGCACUCCACUGAAGCAGCAUACAGGUGGAUAACCAAGGCUAUAUUACAAGGAAAUUAUACCGUUCCACGCGUUUCCACUUUGUGUGAUUCACCAGUGUGACUGAGACAGACACCAACAGCUAACUACUCAAAAAGUUCUAUUUAGAGCAUCCACAAUUAUGCUCCUUAUUUUCUUAGUUAAACUUUAGUUAAAAACACUAAAGCCCCGUUUGGUUCAUGGGAAAGGAGGCUUGGGAAUGGGAAAUCAAUUGAUUUCCCAUGUUUGAUAAGUCUAGGUAUGGGAAAUCGUUGCCUGACUCAUGGGAAAGUAUGGGGAAAGUGAAGCCAUCCUCCCAACUUGGGUUUUGUUUUCCCUCAUCAUGGGAAAGUUUGGA
This is a messenger RNA of Prunus mume (Japanese apricot), 1460 nucleotides long. RefSeq names its product GDSL esterase/lipase At1g28590-like. Gene Ontology annotation, molecular function: lipase activity. The record is from RefSeq and is a predicted model, not a curated record. Gene Ontology annotation, biological process: lipid metabolic process. NCBI's taxonomy places the organism in Eukaryota, Viridiplantae, Streptophyta, Magnoliopsida, Rosales, Rosaceae.